GUGAGUCGACUUGAUUCACCAUAUAGGGAAAGUAACAUUCUAUCUGAUCUUAUCACGCUGGCAUCCCUGCGACCGUAACUGCGAACAACCGCGGCGGGUGUGGUUGAAAGUGUGUCCGAGUACCCCAGGAUUCCUGGGUCAGCAGCGUGCUUCUGCGUGAUAUAGACCGAUGUGUCAGGGUGCUGUCGGCCGCAACGGCCCAAGGUGCUCGAAAUGAGGUUGGUGACCGAUGUCGGUCGUCAGGUGCCUGGUCCGGGUUCCGGCAGAGCGACCGGUCCCUUCAACUGUACCUGAUAGAGGACACGGACGCGCCGACUUGCGAAGAGUGCAGCAAGAAACAGGUAGAACCUACCUGAUAUUAUCGCCCAACGGUGUCCCGAAGCGCCCACCGCCGUAAAGCAUGCGUGGAUAUUGUUCUCGGGAACUGGUUAGCUAUAGGUUUUCCACUGGAAUAGGAGCAGGCAACGUGCACGGAGAGCGGGGCAACCGGGAGCAAAUUGGGCGGCGGAUUGUUAUGUGCGCGGUGUCCACGGACUACUGGCGUUUAGAUUGGCAGCACGUAUCUGCCGCCUCGUAAGGGAAUAAUAAACCUUGAACAAGUAGUAAGCAAGACGUAUAAUAGCGUAUAGCCAA
Molecule: messenger RNA, 633 nt
Organism: Dacryopinax primogenitus
Lineage: Eukaryota; Fungi; Basidiomycota; Dacrymycetes; Dacrymycetales; Dacrymycetaceae
Exons: 2
Coding region: 230-397 (55 amino acids)
Source: RefSeq, a predicted model, not a curated record